AUGAAACUUAUAGUUUGCAAUGAGCUUCAAAGUAUAGAUACAACAAAAGUUUUAAACUCAGAUGCUUUGAAGAGUCUUAUAACAGAUAAAGUUGGAGUUGUUGAAAGAAAGUAUAAAGACCAAAGAGUUUGUGAAAAUGUUGCAAACUUCAUUAUGGUUUCAAACAAUGCUGUUCCGAUGAAGUUAGAAAGUUCUGACAGAAGAUAUGUAGUUGUCAGAACGUCAGAUUCUCAUAUGCAAGAUACAGAAUAUUUUGACGACUUAGCAGAAACUUUGACAUCUGACUUUUACAACCACUUGUUCUCAUAUUUCAUGGCAUUUGAUAUUUCUAAGUUCAAUCCAAGACAAAUUCCACAUACCGAAGAGAGACAAACAUUGUUAGAAGCAAACAAGAGUGUAUAUGAACUGUUCAUAGAAGAAAGCGACUUUGAGUGUUUAGAUGAAAAGUCUUUAUAUGAUGAAUAUAAACAAUAUUGUCAAGAAUAUGGUUAUAUGGCAGCUUCUAAACGUACAUUCUUGGCAAAUGUCAAAAGUCUUUUAGACGUACAGAAUGGUGUAUAUACAAAGAAAAAUUUUUCUGAGUAA
This is a messenger RNA of Trichomonas vaginalis G3, 585 nucleotides long. RefSeq lists its product as uncharacterized. The record is from RefSeq and is a predicted model, not a curated record. Bases 1 to 585 code for a protein of 194 amino acids. The transcript has a single exon. NCBI's taxonomy places the organism in Eukaryota, Parabasalia, Trichomonadida, Trichomonadidae.